Messenger RNA from Pteronotus mesoamericanus, 2778 nucleotides. It is a transcript of the gene KCNB2, whose product is annotated as potassium voltage-gated channel subfamily B member 2. The record is from RefSeq and is a predicted model, not a curated record. Bases 43 to 2778 code for a protein of 911 amino acids. Gene Ontology annotation, molecular function: delayed rectifier potassium channel activity; protein binding. Gene Ontology annotation, biological process: protein homooligomerization; potassium ion transmembrane transport. The transcript is spliced from 2 exons. Gene Ontology annotation, cellular component: voltage-gated potassium channel complex; membrane; dendrite. Lineage: Eukaryota; Metazoa; Chordata; Mammalia; Chiroptera; Mormoopidae.
UUCUGUGGAAGAGGCUGGCUCCGCGACUGUGUUCAGUUCAAAAUGGCAGAAAAGGCUCCCCCUGGCUUAAACAGGAAGGCUUCAAGGUCAACGCUCUCUCUUCCACCAGAACCUGUGGACAUCAUUCGGAGCAAAACGUGCUCACGGAGAGUUAAAAUCAAUGUGGGGGGCCUGAACCAUGAGGUCCUGUGGAGAACGUUGGACCGUCUGCCCAGGACACGCUUGGGGAAGCUGCGAGACUGCAACACUCACGAGAGCCUCCUGGAGGUGUGUGAUGACUACAAUCUGAACGAAAAUGAGUAUUUCUUUGAUCGGCAUCCAGGCGCCUUCACUUCCAUUUUAAAUUUCUACCGGACAGGGAAACUUCACAUGAUGGAAGAAAUGUGUGCUCUGUCUUUUGGUCAGGAGCUUGAUUAUUGGGGCAUUGAUGAGAUCUACCUGGAGUCCUGUUGCCAAGCCAGGUAUCACCAGAAGAAAGAACAAAUGAAUGAAGAACUGAGGCGGGAGGCAGAGACCAUGCGAGAGCGGGAAGGAGAAGAGUUCGAUAACACCUGCUGCCCUGAGAAAAGGAAGAAGCUAUGGGACUUGCUGGAGAAGCCCAACUCCUCAGUGGCUGCAAAGAUCUUGGCCAUCGUGUCUAUCCUGUUCAUCGUACUCUCUACCAUUGCUCUCUCUCUCAACACCCUACCAGAGCUUCAGGAAACAGAUGAAUUCGGACAAGCCAAUGACAACCCCCAGCUGGCGCAUGUGGAGGCAGUGUGCAUUGCUUGGUUUACCAUGGAGUACCUUUUACGCUUCCUAUCCUCCCCAAAUAAGUGGAAGUUCUUUAAAGGUCCACUCAAUGUCAUUGACUUGCUGGCCAUCUUGCCAUAUUACGUCACCAUUUUCCUCACGGAAUCCAACAAGAGUGUACUGCAGUUCCAGAACGUGAGGCGUGUGGUUCAGAUCUUCCGCAUCAUGCGGAUUCUCAGGAUCCUGAAACUUGCCAGGCACUCGACGGGCCUGCAGUCUCUGGGUUUCACCCUCAGACGGAGUUACAACGAGCUGGGCUUGUUGAUAUUGUUUCUGGCCAUGGGGAUAAUGAUAUUUUCCAGCUUGGUAUUUUUUGCUGAGAAGGAUGAAGAUGCUACAAAGUUCACCAGUAUCCCAGCAUCGUUUUGGUGGGCUACCAUCACCAUGACUACUGUAGGCUAUGGUGACAUCUACCCAAAAACGUUACUGGGGAAAAUCGUGGGCGGCCUCUGCUGUAUUGCAGGUGUCCUGGUGAUUGCCCUUCCCAUCCCAAUCAUUGUGAACAAUUUUUCUGAGUUUUACAAGGAGCAGAAACGUCAAGAGAAGGCAAUUAAAAGGAGAGAGGCUCUUGAACGAGCCAAAAGGAAUGGAAGCAUCGUCUCUAUGAACUUAAAAGACGCCUUCGCUCGAAGUAUGGAAUUGAUCGAUGUGGCUGUGGAGAAGGCUGGAGAACCGGCCAAAACUAAGGACUCGGCAGACGAUAAUCACCUGUCUCCCAGCCGGUGGAAGUGGGCCAGGAAGGCUCUAUCCGAAACCAGCUCCAACAAGUCUUAUGAAAAUAAGUACCAGGAGGUUAGUCAAAAAGACUCUCAUGAGCAGCUGAACAACACUUCUGCCUCUAGCCCACAACAUCUGAGUGCCCAGAAACUGGAGAUGCUGUACAAUGAGAUCACCAAGACACAGCCUCACUCUCACCUCAACGCGAACAGCCAAGAACAGCCCGAGAGGCCAUCUGUCUAUGAAGAAGAGAUCGAGAUGGAGGAGGUGGUCUGCCCACAGGAGCAGCUGGCUGUUGCGCAGACCGAGGUCAUCGUGGACAUGAAAAGCACCUCCAGCAUUGACAGUUUCACCAGCUGUGCCACCGACUUCACCGAGACCGAGAGAUCACCUCUGCCACCGCCCUCUGCUUCUCACCUGCAGAUGAAGUUCCCCCCGGACCUCACAGGGACAGAGGAGCACCAAAGAGCCCGGGGGCCCCCUUUCCUAACACUCACCAGAGAGAAAGGCCCUGCGGCCCGGGAUGCCACCCUAGAAUAUGUCCCAGUCGAUAUAACUGGGAACCUCGAUGCCAGCAGUUCCCAAAGUGGGCUCCAUGGCCCUGUGCCGUCUGACAAUGCCGCAGAGAGCCCGAAGAGCUCGCUGAAAGGCAGCCACUCACUGAAAUCCAGGUCGCUCAAAGUGAAUUUUAAGGAAAACAGAGGCGGUGCCCCACAGACCCCACCCAGCACAGCCAGGCCGCUGCCCGUCAUGGCAGCUGACUUUCCCAUCACCACCCCUCAGCUCAUCAGUACCAUCCUGUUAGAAGAAAACCCCUCACAGAGAGAUAGACCCUUGCUAAGCACUGAGGUCUCAGCACAUUGUCAGGGUCCUUCCAGAGGGGCUGUCCCUCGGUUUCCUAAGCAGAAACUCUUUCCUUUCUCAUCAAGAGAGAGGAGGAGCUUCACAGAAGUGGAUACUGGGGAAGACAAUGACUUCUUAGAGCUCCAAGGAACUAGGCAGGACAUACAGGCCGACUCCAGCCCCAACUGCUUUGCAGAAAAGCCUAGUGAUGGGAGAGACCCUUUAAGAGAAGAGGCCUGUGCGGGCUCUUCUUCUCCCCAGAACACAAGUCACAACUGUAGGCAAGACAUUUACCAUUCUGUGGCUGAAGUUAAAAAGGACAAUAGUCAAGAAGGGUGCAAGAUGGAAAACCACUUGUUUGCCCCAGAAAUUCAUUCCAACCCUGGAGAUACAGGUUAUUGUCCCACACGUGAAACCAGCAUGUGA